GAUAUCUACAGUCUAUUGAAUGAGCCACUAGGAGAUAUGUCUACACACAAAAAAAAUCUUGAGUAUGAACUCAUGAAAGCCAAGGCACCAGGCAUUUUGUCUGAGAUGGCACACAUGCUUGUCACAUGGCGGAAAAUGGGCUUCCACGUACCACGAGGAGUCAAGAACGUCUUUGAGUUUACAUGGGAAGAACUCUUGGCGUCAUUGCCCAGGAAAUCUUUCAGUGGUAUAUAUUGUCCCGUUGUCAAAUUCUCCCCGCAUGAAGACUUUUCUGUUCCCACCACCGCUGCUUCAAAAAUUCACAAGCCUGGUGUCACAAUAUCAGGGAUAAAGCCAACCUACGUGACCCCAUCAGUUGAUAGUCAACAACAGAUGCUCCUCAAGUUCCAGCAACGGUCUGUACAUCUGCUGUCUGAACUCCUGAAGAUGAAGAUGAAGAUAAUGAUCAAUGCAGUAGCUGGCCCUAGUGCAGAAGAGAUUGCAAGGCGGCUUCUAGAAGGGGGUCACCAGCUAAACCCAAAAAAUCAGGAAGAGGCAUUUGACUUCAUGACCAAAGAUCCCAAGAAGAAGGGUGGGCGGACUGCAGUACCAAUGGUGCCGGCAAUUCCUAUUAACUCGACCACUUUGCUGAUCCAACAAGUAUCCUAUUCCUGUCUGUGUUUCUCAUUGGCGCUGAAAGACAGCAAGCAGAGCAAGGGAGUGGGCGAAAAUCCUCUUUUGGUGCUUGACCGCUCUGCUCGUCAAGGUGCAGGAAAACGCAGAGCUAGUCAAGAUGCAGUCCAUUAUGAUGAAAGACUUGACCCCUGUCCAGAAGCCAGGGAAAAGCUCCGAGAAAUUUGCCAACGUAUAGAGGAGGAGAAGGCUUUCUACAAAGCAAAAGGCUAUACAAGGCCCUUAACACUGAGACACUACCCGGUCAUCAUCAAAACGCCAUCUGCAGCCAUGAAAAGAGGGGCAUCAUCAUCAUCCGCAACUUUCCAUGAACCUAAACCACACAAAAAGUCGAAGAAGUUCCACUAUGCCUUUCCUGACGGGACAUCAUUUAUCUUUUAUCCAUCGGGAAAUAUUGCGAUAUACCAAUUUCCUGUAUGCUGCAUAGGAAAAACAAUCACCCUUCUGUACCAUGAUGCUCGGAGUUCAGCUCUUCUAGGUACAUUUAUAUCGUAUGGCCAGUCAUGUGUACACUACUCUUUUAAAACCAGGUGCUCAUUAGCGCUCUUGAUGACUCAAGAUGGAGGAACAGUUAGAGACCAGUUUGGAAUUUUGACCCACCAAUGGAGCUGGUAUUCAAAACAACAAAUUCUGCAGUCACUAGAAUUUCAGAUAAAUGAACAGGUAAAACUAAAGGUUCUUAGUCUACAGUCCAUGACUCUGAGUUUUACUUCUCACAAUGAAACCAUCACUGUCUCUGUGUCAAGCACUACAUGUCCACAUGAAUCCAAGACUGAAAAACGGACCAUUGCAAAGGCCAGUGAAACUGAGGAUGAAGGUCAGUGGACUAGAAUCAUAGCUGACAGUAAGAGGAGGUUUGAGAGAAUUGUGAAACAGUUUGCCAAUGCUAUUUUGCUGACUGCAGGUAUAUGUUGUGUUGAUUACCCACUUGGAGAAAGUUCAAAGCAAGUGAGGUUUAAGACAAGGGAGCCUUCACCUCAGGCCUGGGAGCGAAAGUUCCGAGAAGAAACUAUUGCUCUUCCAGAAGCAGAAAUGAAGCCAAGGCCCAAAAUUCCCAUGAGGCGGAGCACUGUCUAUCACCGAACCCUCAAAGAAAAAAUAAAGACCUCCUCACAAGACAAAGCAGAAGCAGGUGGUGAAACACAACUUCAAAGUCCCUGGGCAACUUCUCCUGCAGACUGUCCAAUAGUGCUGCGCAAAAUAAUGGCCAAAGAAGAAGAUAUUGUAGGUUGCAAGUGUGUUGUGAAAAUCCCAUCAAUCACAGACUUGGAAUUUGAAAAGUUUGUCGCUGCCCCGAGAGAUCGUCAUCAGAUCCUUGUGAUAUGCGUGCUGUCAUCCAAAACCCAGUCCUAUUCUCCAUUCUUUGAGUGGUCUUUAGAAAAGAUAUAUAUAGAGAUGCAGCAUGGUCGAGCCUCCCCUUGCAUUCAGUGCAAGCACGAUCCCUUCCGUUUCCUGAAAUAUGACCUAGACAGCCCGGUGAACAAGAAGCCUCCUCUUCUCAUCCAGAAGCAUGGUGUCAUUCCAGGAAUGGUGGUGAUGUACUCUGGAGGGAAGCCAGUCUUUGGAGGCUGUGUUUUCAAUGGAUACAGCUACAGCAAGAAGGACUUUUUGAAGCAAGUCCGCCAAGCUCGCCUAGACUGCAAGAUGGGCCACUUCCUGCCUCAGAGUUUCAAAUUUAGCUCUCCAAGUGUAUUGUGUGAGGGUACCCGCAAAGUGCAGUCUACACUCUCCAAACCAGGUCUUGAAAGUUGUGCAGCAGAGAGUUCCGUUGCUGAAAAUAAGAAGGAGCCUUCUGUCCUCGCUACACAGAGCAGUUCCAGUGUUGAUAGUAAGAAGGCAUCUUCUGUUCCUGUUACACAGAGCAGGGUCAGGGGGUCUCUGGGAGAUGAAGAACUUUUGGUGGAUGCAACAAAAGUGGAGGAAGAGAAGCCAAAGCGUGCUACCAGUGGGAGAAAGAAAACUAAGAAAUAG
This is a messenger RNA of Heteronotia binoei (common prickly gecko), 2643 nucleotides long. RefSeq names its product chromosome 5 C3orf20 homolog (gene FAM194C). The transcript is spliced from 18 exons. The record is from RefSeq and is a predicted model, not a curated record. NCBI's taxonomy places the organism in Eukaryota, Metazoa, Chordata, Lepidosauria, Squamata, Gekkonidae. The coding region runs from base 37 to 2643 and encodes 868 amino acids.